Arabidopsis lyrata subsp. lyrata is the source of this 2240-nucleotide messenger RNA. Its product is annotated as transcription factor IIIB 60 kDa subunit. Bases 330 to 2132 code for a protein of 600 amino acids. NCBI's taxonomy places the organism in Eukaryota, Viridiplantae, Streptophyta, Magnoliopsida, Brassicales, Brassicaceae. Gene Ontology annotation, biological process: transcription preinitiation complex assembly; DNA-templated transcription initiation; transcription by RNA polymerase III. Gene Ontology annotation, molecular function: RNA polymerase III general transcription initiation factor activity; TBP-class protein binding; RNA polymerase III type 3 promoter sequence-specific DNA binding. The record is from RefSeq and is a predicted model, not a curated record. The transcript is spliced from 20 exons. Gene Ontology annotation, cellular component: nucleus; transcription factor TFIIIB complex; transcription preinitiation complex.
CGGUUUAACUUGGUAACAUCUUGAAAUUGCGGUGAACCGAAGAACAAAACCAAAGCCAACGUGACAAACUGACAAUUACUUUGCAGUUAUCCCUGAAAAAGAGCUCACGAACUUUUGCCUAAUUCUUAGGGACCCGAGUUCGAUUCAAGGCAGUCACAUAUCGGAGAAAUCUCUCAUCACGUCUCUCAGCUUCGCCUUCAACACCGUCGUCGCCGUCACGGCCAAAUCCGUAAGAUUGGAAGCUGUUGUUUCGAAUCGAUUCAAGCCUCGAAUCUGAGUUUCGGAUCCAUAUUAGAAGCUAAGGUGGGAGCUUUUUGAGUGACGGAGCUAUGGUGUGGUGUAACCACUGCGUGAAGAAUGUUCCCGGAAUACGCCCUUAUGAUGGUGCAUUGGCAUGUAAUUUAUGUGGGAGGAUAUUGGAGAACUUCAAUUUUUCUACAGAAGUUACAUUCGUUAAGAAUGCUGCUGGACAGAGCCAAGCCUCAGGUAACAUAGUGAGCAGUGUUCAAAGUGGGAUUCCAAGCUCACGUGAAAGGAGAUAUAGAAUAGCUAGAGAUGAGUUUACGAAUUUGAGAGAUGCAUUGGGAAUUGGUGAUGAGAGAGCUGAUGUGAUUGACAUGGCUGUUCUAUUCUUUAAAUCGGCAGUUGAGCAGAAUUUCACUAAAGGCCGCAGAACUGAACUAGUACAGGCUUCCUGUCUCUACUUGACUUGCAGGGAAUUGAACGUUCCGUUUCUUCUUAUUGAUUUCUCAAGCUACCUUCGAGUUAGCGUUUAUGAGUUAGGUUCUGUGUACUUGCAACUCUGUGAAAUGCUGUACAUUGCGGAUAAUCAAAAUUAUGAAAAGCUUGUUGACCCUUCAAUUUUCAUCGAUCGAUUCUCAAACAUCUUAUUGAAAGGAACACAUAAUAAAGCUGUUGUGAAAACAGCUAUAGCCAUUAUAGCUAGUAUGAAGCGAGAUUGGAUACAGACCGGCCGGAAGCCUAGUGGAAUAUGUGGAGCAGCACUUUACACAGCUGCCCUUUCUCAUGGUAUCAAGUGCUCUAAGUCAGAUAUUGUAAACAUUGUGCAUAUAUGUGAAGCAACUCUAACCAAACGAUUGAUUGAGUUUGGAAAUACGGAGUCUGGAAAUUUAAAUGUUGAUGAGAUCACAGAAAGAGAAUCUCAUAAAAGAUCUUCUACCAUGAAACCAACCUCAAACAAAGAGGCGGUGCUCUGUAUGCAUCAGGAUAGUAAACCUUUUGGUUAUGGACUAUGUAAAGACUGCUACGAAGAUUUCAUAAAUGUUUCUGGUGGACUUGUUGGUGGGUCCGACCCUCCUGCUUUCCAGCGCGCAGAGAAUGAGCGAAUGGAAAAAGCAGCUAGAGAAGAAAACGAGGGAGGAAUUAGUAGCCUAAACCACGAUGAACAACUAUAUUCAGACUAUUGCAGUAUGAGCAAAAGCGAAAAACUAUUUUCUGAGAAAGGUGAAAGAAAUAAAGAUGGGGAUGAAGAACAUGCUGAUACUUCGGAUGAAUCUGACAACUUUUCUGACAUCAGUGAUGAUGAGGUAGAUGGCUAUAUCAACAACGAGGAGGAAACGCACUAUAAGACGAUCACAUGGACAGAAAUGAACAAAGAUUAUCUUGAGGAGCAAGCCGCUAAGGAAGCAGCUCUGAAGGCGGCUAGUGAAGCUUUAAAAGCUAGCAACUCUAAUUGCCCAGAAGAUGCAAGAAAGGCUUUCGAAGCUGCCAAAGCUGAUGCGGCAAAAUCUAGAAAGGAAAAGCAACAAAAAAAAGCUGAGGAAGCAAAGAACGCGGCUCCCCCAGCCACAGCAAUGGAAGCGGUUCGCCGAACGCUUGAGAAAAAGAGACUAAGUUUGGUGAUCAAUUACGAUGUUUUGGAGGAGCUAUUUGAUACAUCCACAGCUGAGAAAUCACCCAAGAGGUCGAAAACCGAGACAGACAUUGAGAAGAAGAAGGAAGUGAAGAGCAAUGAACAUGAGAAAGGUGAAAAUGAAGAUGAAGCUGAAGAGGAUGAAGAAGAAGGCAGUGUAGAAUCAUACGACAUGAACACAGAUUUUCAAAACGGGGAGAAAUUCUAUGAAGAGGACGAGGGAGAAGAAGAGGAUGGUAAUGACUUUGGAUUGUAUUGAUAAUACAGAGUAUUGUGAAACACCAGAGUUUUGUUUUGCCGGACUAGUUGAUUUUAUUUGCAUUAAUAUAGGAGAACCCCAACUAAAUUAUAGGAUCUUUUGAUUCUU